Messenger RNA from Spinacia oleracea (spinach), 2054 nucleotides. RefSeq names its product protein TIC 55, chloroplastic. The coding region runs from base 113 to 1762 and encodes 549 amino acids. The transcript has 3 exons. Gene Ontology annotation, cellular component: cytoplasm; chloroplast. NCBI's taxonomy places the organism in Eukaryota, Viridiplantae, Streptophyta, Magnoliopsida, Caryophyllales, Amaranthaceae. The record is from RefSeq and is a predicted model, not a curated record. Gene Ontology annotation, biological process: protein targeting to chloroplast. Gene Ontology annotation, molecular function: 2 iron, 2 sulfur cluster binding; chlorophyllide a oxygenase activity.
GGCUACGAGCUGUGCACCAAAACACCAAGCAACCAAAAACUGUCCUACUUCUCUCCGUAAUGUAAUAUUCCCAAAUAAUUUGGGGCGUUUUGAGCUCAAAAAGUCCCAAAAAAUGGCAAUGUUGCAAGCAAUUCUUCCAUAUACUCCUCUCUCAAAAACCCCAAUACUCUGUUUUCCACAAAACCCAUCAAAUUCCCACCUCCACCUCCAUCUUCAUCAUUUCAUCAAAAAUUCAAAUAAAAAACCCAAAUUAUCAUUAAAAAAAGUAGACGCAAUUGCAUCAGAUGUUACCGUUGGAUCAUCAUCAUCUUCUGGAGGAGGAGAAGAUGAAGUUUUUGUGGGUCCCAGUAGCGAAGCAGAGGUCAGAGGAGUUAGAGAGGUGGCGGGUUAUGAUUGGACAACAGAAUGGUACCCUCUUUACUUAGCUAAGAACAUUCCAGAAGAUGCUCCUUUGGGUCUUACUGUAUUUGAUAAACAGCUUGUUCUGUAUCGUGAUGGUUCCGGUGAGUUAAGGUGUUAUGAAGAUCGUUGCCCACACAGGCUAGCCAAACUUUCAGAAGGACAAUUAGUUGAUGGGAGGUUGGAAUGUUUAUACCAUGGUUGGCAAUUUGAAGGGGAAGGCCAAUGUGUGAAGAUACCUCAGCUACCAGCAGGAGCCAAAAUUCCUAAACAAGCAUGUGUGAAGACUUAUGAAGUGAGAGAUUCUCAAGGAGUUGUGUGGGUGUGGAUGUCCCAAAGAUUCCCGCCAAACGCCGAGAAACUCCCUUGGUUUGAAAACUUUGCUAGGCCAGGGUUUCAAGAUAUCUCAACUACACACGAACUUCCAUACGACCACUCCAUUCUCCUCGAGAAUCUCAUGGACCCAGCCCACGUCCCAAUAUCCCAUGAUCGGACUGAUUGGAGUGCAAAACGAGAAGACGCUCAAGCGUUGCUUUUUGAAGUCAUAGAGAGAACAGACCGAGGUUUUGCUGGCUGGUGGGGUAAAGAAAGCGAGAAAUCUAUGUUAAAUUUUCUGAGGUUUGAGGCACCAUGUGUGCUCUCAAAUAGUCGAGAGAUAGUUGAUGAAAAGGGAGAAAAAAACUACUUCAGCGGGCUCUUCCUUUGCAGGCCAUCAGGGCAGGGGAAAUCCAUGCUAAUUGUGAGGUUUGGAGCCACUAAAAGAUCGCCUCUUGCUAAAUUCUUUCCCACAUGGUAUUUCCACCAAAAUGCUAGUAAGGUGUUUGAGCAAGACAUGGGCUUCCUCUCGUCCCAAAAUGAGGUUUUGAUCAGAGAGAAAGUCCCAACAAAGGAACUCUACCUGAAUUUGAAGUCUUCUGAUACUUGGGUUGCAGAAUACAGGAAGUGGAUGGACAAAGUUGGGCAUGGGAUGCCUUAUCAUUUUGGGCAUAGUACUAUUUCACCCCCUGAAAUUCCAGCAGUUGUUGAGCAUGCCCCAGCAGGCCUAUUUGCUGGACUCUCGGCUCAAUCUCCUGCUAAAGGUGGGCUUGGGACCAUGUAUGCCCCGAAUUGGUCUAACCGGUAUUUCCGACAUGUGAUCCAUUGCAAGGAAUGCAGUGGUGUCCUUAAAGCCUUUGAAACAUGGAAAAAGGUCCUCUCUGUUAUCGCUCUUUUAUCCACUGGAUUCGCCAUACUUGUUUCAGGAAGGCAGUGGAAAGCUCUAUGUUUAGUUACCACUUCAUUGUGCUUGGCUGGAGUAUAUGCUUGCUCUGCUGCAAUAGCAUUGAAUACAACAAAUUUCAUAAGGACUCACAGGAGGCUGUAAAUUUCCCCUUGUGUUGUGAGGAUAUAUAUUGGAUAUUUGGAUAGGAUAUAAAUGGAAGGACUGGGUUACUCUUACUACAAAUUUGAGAAUUCUAUGUUGUACAGAAAGCUCAUAGAAAAAAAUGGUAGGUAGUGAAAAUUUAUGUAUUCUGUUUUUUGGUUACGUAACUUUUGGCUGAUUUAAGUGGAAUGACUGAUCCCUACUGUGUGGAUGGAUGGAGUGAUGGACGCGGGUGGAUUGUAUUGUUACUAGCAUUUCUCUAUGUGUAAAGCAGGGUAAGUUCAGUCUCUUA